Molecule: messenger RNA, 621 nt
Organism: Trichophyton benhamiae CBS 112371
Lineage: Eukaryota; Fungi; Ascomycota; Eurotiomycetes; Onygenales; Arthrodermataceae
Exons: 2
Coding region: 1-621 (206 amino acids)
Biological process (GO): protein import into mitochondrial matrix
Cellular component (GO): TIM23 mitochondrial import inner membrane translocase complex; mitochondrial inner membrane
Molecular function (GO): transmembrane protein transporter activity
Source: RefSeq, a predicted model, not a curated record
AUGUCUAUCUGGGACUCCCUCUCAGGCCGGAAGAAGACGACCGGAACCGCUGAAUUCGAUCCAAGCUCCGCUACAGAUGUCAGCUCGUUUCUCUCCAGCACUGCCAUCCCUGACCCCUCGGAGCUGCAUCCUCUCGCUGGCCUGAACAAAGACACCCUGGACUACCUGACCCUCGAAGACUCGGCGUUGAGUGACCUCCCUGGCUCCCAAUCUGCUCUGCCAUCGAGAGGGUGGUCUGAUGAUCUCAGCUACGGUACUGGAACAACAUAUCUCAUUGCCCUUACGACAGGAGGUGCCUGGGGCCUCAUUGAAGGAUUGAAGAGAUCGCCAGUUUCCGCUUCACCGAAGCUGCGUCUUAACAGCGUGCUUAACUCGGUGACCCGGCGAGGCCCGUUCUUGGGUAACUCUGCAGGCGUUGUUGCAUUGGUAUAUAACGGUGUGAACUCGACAAUCGGCCAUGUGAGAGGAAAGCAUGAUGCGGCGAACAGCAUUGUUGCCGGAGCUUUGAGCGGCAUGCUUUUCAAGAGCACCAGGGGGGUUCGACCGAUGAUGAUUUCUGGAGCCAUUGUAGCUAGCAUUGCUGGUGCCUGGACUUUAUCUCGACGUGUCUUCUUUUCCUAA